AUGUCUGGAUCUAUGGCACACGUCUACUCCACCGAUGGUCUUGAGCACCCAGCUCAAGACCAGUUCACCCAGCAAUACGACCUCGGUAACCCAGACGCAGCAGCAAGAUCGUAUCAGAGAAUCAUGCACCAACACACCAAGCAACAAUUCGAACUUGCAACCGCUUCAUCACGGAGACGAUCUGCCAACUCAGGUUCCAUUGCGUCCUUAACGCCCGAGUCAAGUCAAGACUCCGUCGAUUCGACCGCGUCGUAA
Messenger RNA from Fulvia fulva, 255 nucleotides. RefSeq lists its product as uncharacterized. NCBI's taxonomy places the organism in Eukaryota, Fungi, Ascomycota, Dothideomycetes, Mycosphaerellales, Mycosphaerellaceae. Bases 1 to 255 code for a protein of 84 amino acids. The transcript has 2 exons. The record is from RefSeq and is a predicted model, not a curated record.